Molecule: messenger RNA, 2160 nt
Organism: Trichosporon asahii var. asahii CBS 2479
Lineage: Eukaryota; Fungi; Basidiomycota; Tremellomycetes; Trichosporonales; Trichosporonaceae
Product: transcriptional regulator
Exons: 4
Coding region: 1-2160 (719 amino acids)
Cellular component (GO): nucleus
Source: RefSeq, a predicted model, not a curated record
AUGUAUCACCACCCGGGCACGACCGGCUCGUCGUCGUCCACCACCGACCCCCGCCUUGCUGCUUCAGCGGCGGCGGGUGGUGCGCCAUCAGCGACCUCGCAGCCGCCCGUCGACCCCCCUCCCUACUCGACAUCAUCGUCAUCAUCGACUGAUCCACGCUCCUCGUCAUCGUAUCCUGCCCACUUGGUAUCGAUGCCCCCUCCACUCGCGUUCUCUGGCGCACCGGCUGCGCCUGGUCACGGAAGUGGGGGACCUCCACCCCCAUCACUCACUCAGCUUAGCUCGAGCACCACAGGCAGUGCUGGAGCGACGCCCUCUGGUGCUGCUUCUUGGUACAGUGGAGGUGGAGGUGGAAGCAGCGACAUCCGCCUGCCUUCUCUCACCGCUCAAGUUGCUCCAUUGGACAAUGCAUCAACCACCCCCUCGAUGGCUCAACAAUCUCAAGUCAUCACCAUCUACGAGUUCACGCCCCAGUCGGGGGUUGAGGGCACUGCGAUCUCCAUCAACUGCAACCUCACUUUCCCCUCUGAUCACGGCCGGGGCGAUUCGGGUGGCAACAAAAUUCGCUUGUACUUCGGCAACCAGAUCGUUGACACGACUCUGAGACCACCAACAAACAACUCUGAAGCUUAUCUGAUCAUCGCGAACGUUCCCCCCCUUCACAACUGCGGCAUGACCGGCUCGAACGCCUGGAGCGUUCCAGUGACGCUGCAUGCUGUCAACGACCGGGGAAUUCUCGAGAUCCAGAGCCUCGGCGAGUUUGGAUACAUUUCCGAAGCGAACGCAUUCAAGAAGGCACGCAAACUUAGCUCGAAAGCAGGGUCCCCUGAGCGCAGGCUCUCGUCCGCUGGUUAUCGGCGCCGCAGGCGUGAAGACGAAGGCGGGUACAACCCUCCGACUAUACCGGCAGGAACAGCGGGCGCGUUCGUCUACGACUCGCCGCCUCCCCCUCAGUCGCAGUCGCUGGGUCUGGUACGCACUACCCAGAUUACACAGGUGAACUCGCCAAACCCUGGCCAGCCCAAUCCGUUCAUCAUGCGCUCCAAGGCUCAACUCCAGAUCGAGGGCGAUCUCAUGACGAUGAAGAGCAACUGCUCCUGGUGGCGUGAGAGGAAAAAGGAAUAUGCUGACAUUCCUCAGGUCGCCCGAGAUGUGGGCCAGCCGCCGUUGCUUGGUUGCUUUCACGCGCCGACAGGUUGGCGCUACUGUUUAUGCCAGCUUCAAGGCCGUCGAGGAGCGCCUCCCAACAUGAUCGUGAUCUCGUGUCUCUACCACGAGGCGCGCCAGGAGUGCUUCUUCACUUCAGUCGAUGUCAUUUAUCUGCUGGAGUGCCUGAUGGCGACGCGCUACACGACCGAGGAGAAGAACCGAAUCCGCCGCAAUCUCGAGAGCUUCAAGCCGACUACGCUCCAGAAGAACGAGGGGCAAUGGCAGGAGUUCUACGCUCACAUCAUGAACUACCCGAACCCCAAGCCUCGGAACAUUGACAAGGGACUGAAGGUCUUCCCAUGGAUCCAUCUCGAGCCCGCCUUGAAAAAGAUCUUCUCCAACUAUUCCGCGUACACCAACAUGCCUUUCACAUUCGACAGUCCCGGGCCCAAUCACGGCUCUGGCCCGAUGGGGUACCCUCAGCACGCACACGUAUCGCCUGACCCCUUGGGCUUCUCGGAUGAGCGGGCUUCUGCGCCGUACGGUGCUCCCCACGGCGCUGACGCAAUGAGCCCCUACGUUUCUCAUCUCCCCAGUUACCAUCGCCCGGCCUUAUCUGGAGGCUCAGCAAGUGGAGUUCCGGCGGGCAGCUCGAGUUCUGGAGAGGCAUCUGCCCCUCCGACUGCCUACGGUGGGGAGCCGCCCAUGCCUGGAUACGUCAACAUGCCGCCCCCGCCUGGCCCUUACGGACGCGAUUAUGUGUCCUAUGCGCCCCCCUCGAGUCUCAGCAUGACACCGCACCCGGGUGGGUACUAUGAUCCGCCUCCGCCCCACAUGCAGUAUCCCCACGUCGGUCGGGGCUCGAGCUCGUCGGACUUUCGCGUUGUUGGUUACCACAAUGAAGCCGGGAACCCAAGCCGCCCGCACUCGAACCCCUCCCCUCACAUGCCUCACAACGCAUACCCGCCUCAGCAGCAGCAGCCUCCGCCUCCUCCUCCGCCCCAGUCUUGA